Molecule: messenger RNA, 5278 nt
Organism: Branchiostoma floridae (Florida lancelet)
Lineage: Eukaryota; Metazoa; Chordata; Leptocardii; Amphioxiformes; Branchiostomatidae
Exons: 26
Coding region: 1-4902 (1633 amino acids)
Biological process (GO): proteolysis
Molecular function (GO): serine-type endopeptidase activity; protein binding
Source: RefSeq, a predicted model, not a curated record
AUGUUGGAAGAAGCCACUAGCCGUAAGGGCGGCCAGUACGGGGGAGGAGGAGGCAGCCGGGCCGGCGGACGGGCCGGGGGAGGGGGAGGAUACUCCCGGGCCGUCAACAGGGUCACACCGGGAGAAAGGAUCGCCGUGACGGUGGGCGAGGCGGGGACUCCGCACUACGCCAAGCCGGGAGACGGGGUGGUGGUUGUCGCCUGGGGACGGGAGAUCAACCCGACAGGGGACAUGGUCACCUGCCCCGGCUGUGCCGACUGUCCCUGUCUGUGGGCUGAAAUUACACCAGAUCCCGCUGUUCCGGUAACCACCGAGCCUCCCCCUGUACCCGAGAAUGAGAGGAGGAGGUGUACCGGAAGUGCCGGUUACUGUCCAGGUGCACACGUGACCGGUGCGCGGUGUGUAGACGGUUUCUGUGAGUGCUCCGGUCAGGAAUACCAGAAAUACACCUGCUUACCGGUUGUCGGAAGCUGUGCAAUAUCACGUGACUCCAGCGACGCACGAGCUGUGCCUGGUUUUCAGUCCAGGUCGGGUGAGGUGUACAGUUGUGUAGCGGAGGACAACAGUCAGUAUGAAGUCCACGCUCUGGCCGUGUAUGAAGGCUACGGACCACGAAGGGGUUUCCAACAGGAGCCAACAGGGGGAGCCACAAUGAACGUGUACGUCACCGCGGACCGGCUGGCCAAGCCUGUCGUGUUUGUGUUGAGUUCUUACGAGCCUGUCAACUGGGUGAUCCAUCUACCGGAUGAUGUCGAACUUCAUAGAGUUGACCUGAUGGCCUACUAUCUCACGCAACAUACCAGUGUGACCGUGCGACGUGGAUCAGUCAAAAGGGUGCUACGCCUGUCUGGUCGGAUAGGGGGCGUCCCUGCGUGUGCGUACGGGAAAGACGAAGGCGGUUGCGACACACUGGAGCUGUUGAAAUACAUCCAAGAAACAUUUGGACCCGUGACGUCUUUCACCGGAACAUAUAGGGCGGCGCAGUGGAGUUUGCGCAUAGGACAACCUCCUGAAGAGUCGAUUCCGCCUGGUCAGGUGCCAUGUUGGACUGGCUCCCAGUGUGACGCAUGCCCAUCCGGGAAUGUAGGGAGCGUGAACGGUGACAAGCGCUGCUGUCCGAACUGCGCCGCUCAAGGUUUGAUACUGUCACCCUCCUUCUGCUUUUGCCGCCGGACGCCUGAAACAGAUGAAGAUGGCGAGGGAGGAGAAAUAUUAGACACAGGAAGUGACGGUUCUAAAGGACAAGUUAAGUUCACCAGGUCCGGAGUAUUUGUUGUUCCUGACGGGGUGACCGCCGUUGACGUCAUCUGUAUCGGAGGUGGGGGAGGGGGGCGUGACGACCAUGCCGAGAUCCUGGGGGCCUAUCCGUACGGCGGGAACGGCGGGAAUUCUUCCUUCGGACGGUACCUGACGGCGGAGGGAGGGAAAGGCGCCAAGGCGGGAAACGCCGGCGGAGAGGGUGGGAAAGGGACCGUGGCGGACGGAGGACAGGGCGGGGUUGGAGGCGGGUGUAGCGCAGGCGCAGGAGCUGCCGGACAGACAUCAGGAGGCGGAGGCGGGCUGGUGCCGGGAUCCUCCACACACCCGUUCUGUGGGGCAGGGGGCAGCAGCGGCGGGUCCUCCUGCGGAUCCGAGUUUGAGGAUAUGCCUCCAGGUAAAUCUGGACCUGGAGGUGAGGAACCAACAAGCCGUAAGGGCGGUCAGUACGGGGGAGGAGGAGGCAGCCGGGCCGGCGGACGGGCCGGGGGAGGGGGAGGAUACUCCCGGGCCGUCAUCAGGGUCACACCGGGAGAAAGGAUCGCCGUGACGGUGGGCGAGGCGGGGACUCCGCACUACGCCAAGCCGGGAGACGGGGUGGUGGUUGUCGCCUGGGGACGGGAGAUCGACCCGACAGGGGACAUGUUCACCUGCCCCGGGUGUUCCGACUGUCCCUGUCAGCAAACUGACGCUGUAACAACACAAGCUCCAGACCCUGCAGAAGUCACCGUUCCGGCGACGGUAGAAAGGGCCCGCUGCAUCGGGAGCAGUGGGUACUGCUCGGGGGCUCGCACUACCGGGGCCAGGUGUGUCGAUGGGUUCUGUGAAUGCACGAAAAAACACUACCAGCGGUACACGUGCUUACCGGUUGUUGGGAGCUGUGCCAUAAGACGUGGAUCUGAAAAUGCGGAGGCCUCCCAGGCUGCAGAACAGACCUUCAGCUGUGUCGCUGAUGACAACAGCCAGUAUGAAGUGCACGUGCUGGGGGUGUACGAGGGGGUCGGACGCAGAAGGUUGGCAGGGGAGAUGAACGUACACGUGACCACAGGCCAGGUCUCAAAACCUCUGGUCUUGGUGUUUAGCUCGUACGAGGCGGUCAACUGGGUGCUCCACCUGCCGGAGGACGUGGAAGUGCACAAAGUGCUUCUGAUUUCGUAUAAUAUCGACAAAAGUGACGUAACUCUGCGGAGGGGUUCCGUGAACGAUGUGCAGCGCCUGUCAGCUAGGACAGGGGGCGUUCCUGCAUGUGCAUAUGGGAAGGACGACGGAGGCUGCAAGACUGUGGAGAUGCUGAAGUACAUCAAAAGACAGUUUGGACCCGUCUCGUCUUUCGCUGGAACAUACAAGACAGACAGAUGGAACUUGAGAAUUGGUUCAGUAGAAGCGACGCCGUCCCCUAAGCCUCCUCCCCGAUGUGAGCCGCUCCAGGUACGGCUGUGUGAGGGGCUGGGGUACAACAGAACGUACCUGCCGAAUCUAGUAGGGCACGAGUUACAGCAAGAUGCGGAACUCCAGCUGCAAACCUACACACCUUUGAUUCAGUACGGCUGCUACGAGCAUUUAAAGUUGUUCCUAUGCUCGAUGUACGCGCCUCCUUGCGGAAGUCCCCCGCCAUGCCGCUCCUUCUGUCUUGCCGCCAAGCGCGAUUGCCUACCCGUCUUGUCCGAGUUCGGCUUUCCGUGGCCGUCAGCUUUGGACUGUGACAAAUUACAAGAUGUGACUUGUGAGGAGCCAGAGGAGGAAGAGGAGGAAGAGGACCAGGAUGAGGAAGAAUACCACGUGAAUAAGUGGACGGUGUCCCCCACCGGUUGCCCAUGCUGGUUUAACGAGAGCAGGGAAGACUGUGCGUGCUGUGCAGAUGGAGGUUGUCAGUGCGACGAAGGAACCGACAUGCACUUGUGCGUAGAGUGUAACAGUGACCAGCAGUGCGAGGCGGAACCGUGGGAGAUUACCGGUACAGGGUGCGAAUGUUGGUUCGACACAUCCAGACAGGACUGUGCGUGUUGUAGGUACGGUGGGUGUCAAUGUGACGAAACCAGUCCCCACAGGUGCGCCAGGUGUGGGGACGACUGCGGGAUGGACAUGUGGACUCUGACAUCUGACGGGUGCGCCUGCGAAGACGACGACACCAGGGACGGUUGUGCUUGUUGUAAAGAUGGCGGUUGUCAGUGCGGAGGCACACAGUCGCAUAGAUGCGUCCAGUGCGGCCAUGAAGAUGAGUGUGGUGGUGACAGUCACUCAUCGACUGCGCCUCCUGACCUGCCCACUACCCCGUCACCAGAGACACCGCCCACCUUCGCCGAACAGCCGGCCAACACCACUGUGGAGCCGGGGGAACAGGUCAUCCUGCCGUGCCGUGGGAACGAGAUCAACGGAGAAGAGCCAACCUCCACUUGGUUGAAAAACGGGAACGAGAUUUCUGGCUUCAUGGGAGGGAUUUUCCCGCUGGCCACUGGUGGGCUGCUGGUGAUAGUGGACGAACAGAACAAGGGAAAGUACACAUGUAGGCUCGACUUUAACGGUAAAACAGCGGAGGCUACUGUGUGGGUUACUUUCACUUCUGACAGGCCCACCGGACAGCUUCACUUCACGGAGAAACCAGAAGAUCAGGAAGUUCCGUUCGGCGGAAACGUCAUCUUCAAGUGUAAGGCAUCAGGCGAGAACACAGUGGUUUGGCAAAAGGACAGAAUGCCGGGCUCCGAGUUCAUCGACGGACGUCGGGUCAUCCAGCAUCGGGACGACCUGUUCAUCACGGCGGCCAUGUUGUCUGACGUAGGAACCUAUACCUGCAGGGUGUUCAACGAAAUUACCGGCCAAUUCUUGGAGGCUUCUGGUACUUUGGAAGUCAUCGUACAACUAGAAAACGUUUGUGGAAGACCCAUCCAUCGUCAGGCCCCGGACAGCUACAUCGUUGGCGGCACGGACGUGGCCCCGGGCGCGGUCCCGUGGAUCGCCAUGCUGUGGGACAUCCGCCCCGGCAGGAACCGCUUCUUCUGCGGCGGGAGUCUGCUGACGGCGGAGUGGGUCGUCACUGCCGCACACUGCAUUCUGGAGGGGGAGGUCACCAAGGACGACUUCAUCAUUCGUCUCGGGAAACUCAGCUCCGAGCGGGGCAUUUUUGAAGAAAACGAAAGAUCCACAACAGUGCAAGAAGUCAUCAUCCACCCAAACCACGACCCGAACAAUUACGACAUUGACAUCGCUCUUGUUCGUCUUGCUGAGAGGAUCGCUUUUACCGACUACAUCCUGCCGGUGUGCCUCCCCACGGUAGAGGACGCCCGCCGACUGCUCACAGCGCUGCCCGUGGGCUCCAUCAGCGGCUGGGGCAGGACCAUGCAGGAUGGUACAUUUUCGUCUUCGCUGAAAGAGGUCAACGUACCGAUCAUACGCCAGGGUAAAUGCCGGAGAGCCCAUGCGCGCUAUGAUGUAACAAAGAACAUGUUCUGCGCCGGCAGUGAAACCGGAGGGAGGGACUCCUGUGAUGGCGACAGCGGAGGACCAUUUGUAGUCUACGAUAACGGGAAGUGGAACUUGAUAGGAAUCGUUAGUUGGGGUGACGGCUGCGCACUGAGAGACAAAUACGGCGUGUACACCCGAGUGCACAGGUUCCGCGACUGGCUGCAGGAGUACAUCGGUGAGGAAUAGCUAGGGGGCGCCAUUGCACAGCAGGAGCCAACCUUACACUACAGCAAAGGGAUACUUCCAUUGCUUUGGAAAAUUGAAAGAGCCAAAACUUGAAGAUUGAUGAAAAGCUGCUAUGAACAAAGUUACCAACGAUAUCGGUACGUCUGGACAAUCCAGCACCCGUUUCUUGAAGAAAAUGUACAUGUCUUAACAAUCAUACAGUAAUUUGACAAUUUAACAGAAAACCAGCACGAUAUUUCUUCAUCUACGUCUUUUGAUAUGAUAGUCUGUCUGUCUGACUUUGGGAUCUGACAGCUAGGUUUUAUCUUUGUAGUAAUUGCCGAGUUAAACGUGCAAAUAAAGGGAGCGUUGUAAGUAAAACCCUUCUAACCCUGAA